GAGGCAGAGGAUGAGAGCGUUGCUCGAACUUCCUCCCGCCUCUUCUCUCGGGAGGGAUCAACAACCACCUGUGCGAGUUGGAAAGAACGGCGAUUGUUGAGUUCGUCGCGGCGGAGGGACUGGCUCGCACGGCAGCGCGGAGUCUCGUAACAGCGUUGGCUUGCUCCGACCAAGCCCAUCCCACCAGCGGGAGAGUUCGCGGCCCCCCACACCACCGCAGCCACCGCUUGCCGUGUUUCCUUUCUUUCUUUUUUUUUUGUAUUGCAUUUCCCAAAGUGAGCGAAAACGUUGUUCGCACGCAUUGUGUGUCGUUCGUCCGUCGGUGGCGUCGCCCCGCCGCUCAACGUCCGGCGUUUUGUUUUGCCAAGUGCGGCGUGCUUGCUGUUGGGUUCGCCCGCGCCGGAUUGCUUCGUCUGCUGCUGCUGUUGUCGUCUGGAGCCCAUGUUUGAAAUCUUGUGUCGUGCUCGCUCGGCGGCCCAUGUGCGGAGGGCCUUCUUCUACUUCUUCGUCCGAGGUUUGUGGUGAAGUAACCGGUGGUUUUCGCUGCGCGGAGUCAUGGAUCGCGACAAGUUCCACCGCGCCGCUCGCGACGGAUACCUGGAUCUUCUCCGGGAAGCCACUCGCAAGGACUGCAACACGCCCGACGAAGACGGCAUGACGCCCACCAUUUGGUCGGCGUACUACGGCCAUCUCGACGCUCUUCGCUUGCUCGUAGGACGAGGUGGUGAUCCCGACCGUUGCGACCACUACGGCAGCACGGCCCUGCACUGCGCGGCGGCCAACGGCCACAUCAACUGCGUCUCCUUCCUGGUCUCCUUCGGCGUCAACCUGUGGGCGCUGGACAACGACUUCCACACGGCCACCGACGUCGCCUCCAUCAACCAGAGGGAAGAGGUGCUGCGGUUCCUGGACCAGGCGGUGUCCAAGCAGAGCGCCCUCAACAAGAAGUUGGUGCAGCGGCUCAAGGAGAAGGCCCUACGAGACGCCGACAAGAGGCGCAAGGGCUACCAGAAGCUCACCCGAAAGGCGGCCAAGAAGGCCGAGCGCGACGACAAGAUGCUCGAGAAGCAGCGCAAGCGCAUGGCGCAGGUGGAGCUGCUGGUCGAGGCCAACAACGGCGUGCACAGCGCUCUGAUCCCGCUUCACGUGGGCGACGGCCGCGGUACCCUGCAACCCACGCGGGCGCCCAAGUUCUCGGACAUGGUCAGCACGGGAACCUCGACCACGGUGUCGAGCCGCAAGGGACUCGGCGCCGUCUCCAAGAAGGUGCACCUGCGCAAGCAGAACACCGACCCCGGGGACUUCAACAAGGUGCGGACCCUGGACAGCGACGGCAAGAAGUCGAUCCGCUCGCUGACGGGCCUGCAGCGGGACGCCGAGGUCGUCUUCGUGCCCAAGGGCUCCGCCGAGGAGCUCGCCCCGUCCUCGCGGCCCGGCCUGCCCGACUUCCUGGACUCCGGCUCGGCCGCGGGCGACCUCUCGCGGGCCAUCAGCGAGCCGGACCUGGGCGCGCACCCGGACUCCGGCCUGGGCGAGGACGAGCCCAUGACGGGCUCGAGCAUGUUCGAGCGGCCGGGCUUCGGCAGCGUGGCGUUCCGCAACUCCAUCUCGGGCACCCUGCUGUCCCUGCCGUCGUGUCGCAUGGACGACGAGGAAGCCGGCAGCAUCGCCGUCCCCUGCGGCAGCGUCGUGGACUCCAUCGGCUCGGCGGGCAGCCUGGCGCAGCGGCAGAGCGUCCUGCCCUGGGAGGACGUCGAGGACGUCUACUACGAGGAGGACGAGGAAGACGAAGAGGAGGACGGCGGCGCGACCCCGGCGAUCGUGGUGUUCCUCUCGGCCCACGGACUGGCCGAGUACGUGGACCUGUUCUCGAGGGAGAAGGUGGACCUGGACGCGCUGACGCUGCUCGGCGAGGAGGACCUCAAGGCCAUGGGCGUGCCCCUGGGACCGCGGAAGAAGCUGCUCAGGGCGGUGGAGCAGAGACGGGUGGCCUUCGAAGACCCCGGAGAGGUGGCCGAUUCCAGGCUGUAGUCUGGAGGACAGAUGCGUCGAGAGACACACGUCUUUGGCAUGCGAGUGUUUUCGUUUCUUGUGGGAGUGCUUGUGGGCGUGCUUGUGGGCGUCGUGUGAUGCCAGUCCGAGAGCGACCACACCGAUCGAUGAUCUGUAGCAAACGAACAGAGUGAAUUUUGUCCUCCUCUAUGUCUCUCUCACUCCCGUAAUCGAGUGCAUCGGAAAUGAACUUGUUCCCCACUUCUUCGCAACGUUUCGAGGUUUGCCGAAGGUGUUUGCUUGGCAUGAACUGCUCCGUUUGCGGAACCUAGUUCGGCAUCGCUGCGUCUCGGUGGUGCCAGGCGUUCUAGGAAUCCGCGUUGUAGAGAGAGAGAGAGACUUUAUGUAAUGAAAGCUGAAAAUAUCAGCCCUGAUGUGCAUGCAAAUGGCAAGGUAUGCGAGCCUUGCUAGACAUUUGUUUUUUGAGUGAGAGAUGCGACACAAGGGCGAAAUCUGAUUUCGCUCAAGGAUUAAGUGUUAUCACUGUAAACUCUUUUAUCUCAGUCAGCUCUUCGAUUUGUCGUGUUAGUUAAGCCACGCGUCCUAAAGAAAGCGUGGGGCCAAUGUGUUUCCUCUUGCGCGGAUUCAAUAACGCUUGUAAUUCCAGACGUUUGAGGUGUGUGCUCCUCAAAAGACGGUUUUUAAGUUCAGGGAACUUUUCUUCUUCUUCUACUUGAGGAAAGAUCUUAGUCAAGGUGAUUCCAGAAUACCGCCUGGAGCCGCAAAGCAUGCGCGCGCGCGUAGCUUUUGUAGAUUCAAGAAAAGAAAAUAGAUGUAAAGGCAUAUAAGGUGCGUCCCAAUUUACUGCAGGGAUGAUGUGCUUCCCUGCAAACCUUAUGUGGCACAGCGGCACACCUAAUCGAGAGUAUUUGUUGCAAGCAGGUUGAACUCGAAGGCCUUUUAGCAUACUUCCGAAAAGUGCUGUUUUAGAAGUGGUCCGCGUAGCUUUCACCAUUCACAGACGUUGUUGCACCAACUAUCGACACAGAGACUGCCCUCCCCCCACCCCAUUUACGGAAUAUAAUAACUUGUCCUUCACGCGAUUCCGGUCACCGAAGAGGUGUGUUAAUGUGGGCGCUGACCUAUUUGUUCGACUUGUGCGAUGUUCAAAUCACGUCACAUAAAGAUGUGCUUAAACACAGUCGAAGGGACACUACAGAGGAUUGUCGAACUGCAGCAGAUGGCUUGUCAUCCCGCUCAAGCUUUCUGUGACGUCAUAGAUUCUGGCGGCGUUCUUCCAAGGUUAUUUAAAAAAAUAAUAAUAAUACAGUGCAGCGGAAUCUCGUUGAUGCGACCUCUAAGGGAACCGGGAAACAAAAUGUAUCAUCCGAAAAUCGUAUUAUCCGUAUGGGGACACAUUGCUUCUGUGGGACGUUGAGCGGCAAAAUAUAAACGUUUUAUCCCAAAAGCGUAUUAUGCAGAGUCGUAUCAACGAGAUUCAACUGUAACAAAAAAUCAUUACAUUCUAAAAUAAGAAAAACAAGAACUCGGCCUGACAACUUUCGUGUGCGCUUCCUGCAUACAAAGAUAAAAUAUCGUAAAUAAAGAUAAAUUCUACGAUAAGAUAUUGCAAAAUCCGUGACGGCACAGGUGCCGCCUAUAAUAGGGCCGCGUAAUUAAGAGGAAGCUUUAGCUCGGGUGCUCCUAUCUAAAUACACGUAAAAGGAGAAUUCGUUUUUCUUGGCAACCACAGCACCAAAUUUGACGGGGUUUGUUGCAUUUAAAAGAAAAACUUAAAAUCUAGUGACUGUUGGUUUCAAAUUUUCGAUUUAGGUCGUCAAUUUUUUAUAAAAAAUUGGCAAAAAUCGCAAAUUUUCAGAAAACGAAACUAUUAAGUUUACAACUCUGUAACUCAGCAAGAAUAGGCGAUAUCGCAAUUCUGUGGAUUGUACCUAAUAGCACAUCUAAAGCGGACAAAUUUGACAUCCUAUACAUGAAUCUAAAAAAAUUUAUUAAUAUGUAAUUACAACUUUUGCAGAAACCUCGUAAACAACGUUACAAACUUACGUAAGAUGUAAAAUGACAUAUGAAAUUUGUCCGCUUUGAAUGAUAUAAUGGAUGCCGUUUACAGAACCGCGAUAUCUGUUCUUGAUGCAGAGCUAUUAGUUUGUAAAUUUCGUGCUUCUAUUUUUUUCAAACUUCUGAAUAUUUGUAAAUCUCUUUAACAAAAUUCAAGCCCUAAAUCAAAAUUCCGCUUCCAACAGUCACUGGAAUUUAACUUUCUCUCUCAAAAGCAACAAAUUUCAUUAAAAUCAGUCCAGGGGUUCUCAGAAAAACGUUUUUGCGUUUUUGCAUGUAUUUGAAUAUGCCGCGUCGGAGUUGGGCCCGAGCUAAAGCUUCCUCUUAAGGACACUUGUUUACAUGUGCUAUUCAAAUGCUAUUUGGAUUCAUUCAGUGUUUCCCCUUAAUGUCCUUUCAUACAUACAUUUUGACGAAUUUAGUGCUCAAGAGAACGCAGCGACGUCAGCAAGAGUUGGCACUAAUUUGCUCCGCCAAUCCGAGCAACUAGCGCGAGCUUGAAAUGUCAAUGGGAGCAGGAGUGUUCGUGACUGCAUAGUUUCUUGCAUUUCAGGGUCGUUGGUCACCGCGGGCUCCACGCGAACUGACUUUUACGUGCGCUGAAGUUUCAGUCCUGCUUUUGUAUCUAUCCGAGAAAACUGUCAGAUCAGCCAUCGCAUUCGUCGGCUGUGGACAAAGAGGAAAAGUAUCAGUCGUCUUAUGUUUCUUACGGUGCGGCACAUUCAUCUCAAGGGGGGGUCCGACAACAAACCUCCCAGAACGUGUUGUGAGAUGUUUGUGGAAGCGAAGAGACAUUGAUGCACAGUGAUAGGAUCCAUCGAGCAAGCAUGCAUGCUGUCGGUGGUUGUAGUAAUUCAAACUUUAAAUGUGGCACGGAAAAGUCGGCGUAAGCUGUGCACGUGGCGCGAACUGGCGGUGAAACUUGGUACUUCGAUACGGAUGCAAUCGGGUUGCUGCACGUAAGUCGCCUCUAAUUUAGUGCGCAGCACUUAUUGUUUGAAGUCGCAGUCUCUAAUUGUCUCACGUUCGCGAUUUACUCUACGAUUAUUACGAGCUAAAGAAAGUUGACGCUAAAAAAAAGCGGCGCUGCCUUCGAGGCAACGAGUGGAGCGGAUAUCCACGCGUCCCUCAUUGCAUGGGAGUACACGUGAGCAUUCUUGUACGCGCUUAACAUUGUGAGUAACUACUCAAGAGUUCUGUGGUCUUCCUCCUGUGAGAUACAAAAUUCCCUUCCACCAAUUGGGCCGCACAGGGUUGCCAGCACUCCACGGCUAGCACUGCAUACUGGCACGUCCUGCCGCUUCCCACCAAUGCCGGCGUACAAUCGCUAUCGCACUCGCCUAUCGCUGUUUCGAGCACGUUUUCUGGCGUGUGACUUGGUGAGCACGAUCGCGACUGCAGAUCGAAAAACAAAAAUGUCUUUUUAAAAACUGUCUUACGGCGUUUCCCGCGUUACCACGGCAGGAAUGGGCACUCUUACCGGUAAGCUUUUCUUGCAUCGCAAGAUACGGCACCACAAAAGUUGGUUGUCGGUCUCUUUAAAGAGGGUCAACUGCUGGUAAACAAAACUUAAUUGGUUAUACGCGAGUGGCACCUUGCACUUUCGAAGCAAUCUUGGAAAAUCUGCAGGUCUAGCGGUGGCCUUCAGUGGCCACAGUGCCAUCAUUCUCGUAGUAAACCGAAUCAAUCUAGAAUUUAGUAGCCUUUCAACAGCACCUUGGCAGACAACACCAGCGCCUGGUAGUUAUCGGCUCAGAUUCCAAAGCAUGGCUUCCGAGAUUCUUAGUGCGCCGCUCGAUCUCUGAGGUCGUGCCCAGGUGCCGCACUUGUUCCCAAGCUUCCGGGUUUUGCUUCAUUUGCGUCGUGUGGUAAUGCUUUAUUUUCGAGUUUUAUCAGAAACGUAUAUUUCAUGAGCCUUUCAUGACGAAUCUACUCGUAUUUCAGUUGUAGAGUUUUCCACUGAAGGCUCUUUUAUAUCUUUAGCAUCUGAAACGAUUGUCUUACGCGGUUCGAAGUUUCGUAGAAGUUGGCCUUUAAUUUGGUCCGUGGAAACGGUGAUUGUUCAGCAACUGCUCCGGCUAAUGUCGCACACUUCAAUGUUGGGUGCUCAUUUCAGAAGUCCAAACAGCCGUGACCUGAGACAUCAAUAACUUUGGAAUCGCGGUGAGCCAAAACCCCCCAAGAAGCCUUACGACUCCCAAAAUAAACUCUCUUGACGAAUUCGCUAGGCUGAUACCUUCGUACUCCGAGGUAUCGAAUGUGUUUUUUUUUCUUCUCUUUCUUUUCACAGAGCACCACAUUGAAUGACAUGCGCUAAAGAAGUGUGGGAAUAGCUAUAUGUGACCGCUUGAAACGCCAAAUAAACGGAUGA
This is a messenger RNA of Dermacentor albipictus, 6442 nucleotides long. The record is from RefSeq and is a predicted model, not a curated record. Lineage: Eukaryota; Metazoa; Arthropoda; Arachnida; Ixodida; Ixodidae.